This is a messenger RNA of Plutella xylostella (diamondback moth), 2660 nucleotides long. NCBI's taxonomy places the organism in Eukaryota, Metazoa, Arthropoda, Insecta, Lepidoptera, Plutellidae. The record is from RefSeq and is a predicted model, not a curated record.
AUGGGUAUUGGACUGCAGAUAUACGACCUAGAAAGGAAAGAGAUCGAAGUAGCCAACCCGAUAUCGAAGAAAGAGAAAGCGUUCAUAACGACAGCCCUCGCAGCAAUCAAUGCUAGAAAGAACAUGGGCCUCAACUCGACUACGGAAAAAGACUUGGUCUGCAGGAUCCUGGCCAAUAUGAACAAUAAUAGGGACCUCGAGAUAGACUGGUCUUGUAGUGGCGAUGCUAGGACAAUAACCCUACUGAAACGGAACGGUGCGAAAACAUCAAACAGGACGCGCAGAAAACGAUCCUCCAACCCGAAAGUCGUAGAAGUACUAACACCAUACAAACCCGACCACAUAAAGACCCCAACCGACGGUCAAAAUGUCGAGUAUAUCGCGCACAAAGACAUAGAAUCACUAAUGGCUGAAUUAGUUAAAACCAACGAGGUUAAUUCAGUGCAAAGUCUAAGAGGUUUCGCGUAUAGAGUGAUGUUUCUACAAAAGCUGCAGGAAUUCGUCAAAAGCAACCUUUCAGAGAAGACAUAUGCGUUUGUGGGUGGUCUGAUAUCGACAAAGAAUUGCAAUUAUGUGGAGAAUUUGAUUUCUGGGGUUAAUUCGAAGAGGAAUAAUAGUUAUAGUUCGGAUUUCGAGAAUGAUCUGUAUGAGGGGUUGAGGAAAUCUACAGAUUGUCACUUGAAGUUCAAGUAUGCUGCGACUGGCAAAUACCAAAACCUCACCUUCUACAAAGUGUACUACACCAAGAGAUUCAUCAACACGUCGACCAUGAAGGAAAAGAAAGCCGAAGACGAACACAAUAACAACGCAAUCAGAAACUUCUACAACGCAAGAGAUGAAGAGUACAGUUCGAAGAAAGAAGAUGUCGUAGUACUAUCAGACUCAGAAGACUCUGUUAUCAGCCUAGAGUGUAAAUACGACCUUAUUGACGAUGACGAUGAUGACUGCGACGGCAAAAACUAUGAUGAUGAGUGUGUGGUUGUUGACAAAAGUGAUGACGAAGUAAUUGACGAGAGAAUAGGGGAGUUAGUUGAUAGUUUACUGGAUGGCACUGAUCAGACUGAUGAUUUAGAAGAGUGGAGAGACUCUGAUAUGACUGAAGUUAAUCUGUCGAGUGAUAGAGACCUAGAUAGGGAACUUGUGAUAGGAGACGUAAAGUCAAUUACGUCUGAACAGUUUAACGAAGGCUGCAAUGUGCCCGCUGAAGAUAAAAUAAGUAGCAAAGUUGAAAAGGAAGUAGAUGAAACUAGUUUUGACACGGAGAUUAAAAAUUUAGACAAUUUAAUCAUGGAUAUGGAAGGUGAAGAAUGCAAUGAAGUUGUAGAAAAUAAAAUACCUGAAGAUGAUAGAAAAACCAGUGAAAUCGUAGAUAAAAAAACAAUUUCUGACUAUGUUGAGAUGAUAGAAGAAAAAUCGCUUGAUGUAACAGAUGCAAGCAACAAUUUACAAGAAAUAAAAACAGACACUCAUGGCAACGAAGAAAAUUAUGAGAAAGAUGAUAUUAUUAUAACAGAGAAUUCGAGUCCAGAAUCCAGCAAAAGAUCUCGGUCAGAGUCGGAAAGCUCUGAAAUUAUUGAAGCUAAAAGGGCUAAAAUACUUUUAGACAGUAACGACCAUAUAUUUGUAGCUAUCGUAUCAAGUAAAGAAGACACAAUUAUAGAUAGGGUAAUAGCAAGAAAAAUACAAGAAGAAAUGCUUAAAACUAUAGCUGAAAAAGACCAAGACUUACCGUUACUAAAAUGCCACGGUAUCAUAGACAAUAGUUUGAUGUAUGAAUGUUUUGAUAACAAAAGUUAUAGCUGGCUGGAAAAUGUAGUUAAAAAAGUAACCUUAGAUGAUACGACCUUCAUAGUAGUUGACAGUUCAGAGGAAGUGAUCAGAAAAAGAAAAAAUAAAAUCAAAAUGGCCGUCAAAACGAGCUCGUUUGUAGAAGAACCGCCGAGCAGUAUUUUUAAGAGAAUAGAACUUUACAAUGCAAAUAUUAAAACUGACAAUUGGGUGAUUUUAGAUGAUAGUAAACUGAGUGACGAUUUAGUAUUUACUGUUGAAGUAGAUAGUGAAUCUUUCCUUGCCAUUUGUGAAUCAAAUUAUUCUUUACAUGCUGGUAUAGAUAAGGUAGAAUUUAGCGAGAUACUUAUUUAACUACAUGGAUUAAUUUAGUAUGUAUUUGGAUUCGUCUCUUGUUCAUUAUGUUGUAAAGUUAUUUAUUGUGACAUUCCUUUCUGUUUGUUUAAUAAACAUAGUAUUUAGGACGGCUGCCCGGCUCAGUUUCUCCAUUCUCGGUUAGAGCAUAACCAGGGAGUAGUGGUUAACUUUUGACACAUCUGUCAUGAAUUUUAUAUGGAGAUUACGUUUAAUUUAUAAAUCAAUCCCUGUCGGUUAUGGAGAAAUUGGCACUCAAUUUUCUAAUUUAAGUUGGUAUAUCAAACAUAAAGUGCUUGUAAAACGGUUCAUCUUCGGUUAUUACUCUUUAAUGAUACAGGCCAGUUAACUAAAGCUGGCACGUUCACAGUAGAUUACUCACACAUAUGCAUAAUAAUUAAACUUAAUACCAAAAAUAUUCCCCUGUGUUUAUAAACAGUAGCAAAAAUACGCCAACUUAUUCACAGAUACCACACAAGCGAAACCUGUGUUGAACGUGCCAGCUUUUGAUAACUAUA